GCGGGAGGUUCGGUAGACUCUUCGGUCACUACACGGAUGCCCGUGCCUGCAGUGUCGCCCGGGUCCCCAGAAAGGCUCGUGUCGCUUGCACAGGUCGCAGAGCCGCCGGGGAAGAACCUGUGGGAGCAGAUCUGCGAGGAGUAUGAAGCUGAACUGCCUACCCUUCCAGAAGGAUAUAAAGUGAAACAGGAAGCUGCUGUCACAGUGAGCUCGGUCACGCCGUUGGAUGAACUGGUUCCUCAUGGCUUCAACAUGGAGCACUACCUCCCGGUGCACCCAUUCCCAGUGGUGCCUCCUGUGCCUUGUCCUCCCAGGAAGGCAGAAACAGUAGAGCCCAAGACCUGUUCCCCCAGAGAUUAUCUGGAAAUGUUCAUCUUUCCAGUUCUGCUCCCUGGAAUGGCCAGCCUGCUUCAUCAAGCAAAGAGAGAAAAGUGUUUUGAGAGGAAGAGAACCAAAUUCGUUGCCUGCGAUUUCCUGACUGAGUGGCUGUACAAUCAGAAUCCGAAGAGGGCAGGGGAGCCAUUCACAGAAUUCUUCUCCAUUCCCUUCGUGGAGGAAUGGCUCAAGCACCACCCUCGGCCACCAAUCCCCCUCUCGCUACUACUGACAGAAGAAGAAGCCGCGAUCAGCAUCCAGUCCUUCUGGAGAGCCUAUCUGGUUCGCUGCGACCCUGAGAUCCAGGAGCUGCGGCAGUGGCAGAAGAAGCUGCGUGAGGACAAGCACAUCCGCCAGCGUGUGAAGAUCUUCUGGGCCAAGCAAGAGCAGAAAUGCACCACACCACCCAGCGGCACCCAGCCCUGGGAGCUGCUCCCCAAACUUCUCAGGAAUCAUCUUAAACGACACAUGGCCAUGGCCAGUUUCUUAUCAGGGCAUCAGAACUUGCUGUCUGGGUUUGUGUUGACUGGGCUUUCUAGGUUGGGGCUGGAUGAAGAGGAGCAGCAUAUGUCAGACAAAUGUCACUCAAAGGUGUUCUCACUGUAUGGUACCAUGACCUGGUGUUUACACUGUGAGCAGCCUCCUGCAGAUGUGAGUCUCAGGGAGGAGCAUCAGCUGUCCCCAGGCAGACUCCUGGUCAUGUGCAGUUGGAUCUCAGGUUACACAGAGUCAGAGGCUACUGUCCCCAACAACAUUCUCCUCCCGACAGAAGCAGUGUGA
This is a messenger RNA of Arvicola amphibius (Eurasian water vole), 1155 nucleotides long. RefSeq names its product IQ motif containing K (gene Iqck). The transcript is spliced from 10 exons. The annotation marks the transcript as partial. Gene Ontology annotation, molecular function: protein binding. Lineage: Eukaryota; Metazoa; Chordata; Mammalia; Rodentia; Cricetidae. The record is from RefSeq and is a predicted model, not a curated record.